Messenger RNA from Scomber scombrus (Atlantic mackerel), 2178 nucleotides. RefSeq names its product PVR cell adhesion molecule related 2 like (gene pvrl2l). The transcript has 7 exons. Lineage: Eukaryota; Metazoa; Chordata; Actinopteri; Scombriformes; Scombridae. Bases 404 to 2044 code for a protein of 546 amino acids. The record is from RefSeq and is a predicted model, not a curated record.
CACACUUUGUUUCCCUUUUCGCUCCCGCUCGCCCUGGCCAAGACGCACCACCACACAAACCAGUCGUGUGCUACCUGUGCGCACUGCGGCCGGCCCACACGGGGAGGGGUUUGUUUGACUCUUCCAGUCAUUAACAGCUUCAUACGAGGACUGAGAGGAAAACUAAACAGUGUCCAGACUGACGACAGAGGCACAAACACACAGCAGAGACAGAGGGGGAAAAGAAAAGCCGAAACUUGGCUGAUUUCAACCCGGCUUGUGUGAACUGAACUCGGAAGUUUCUUGGCUGAUCGGAGGGAGAAGGAAUAAUUUGGAGCCCGGUUAACCCCCCCACCACCACCACCACCACCACCACAAGCGCUGUUGUGGAUAUUUACGUCCACCUUGUCUCCUGUUUAGAAGAAUGGCGAGAGAUUACGCAGCGCGCUGCCCGGUCUCUCCGGUGAGAAACACUUGGCUGGUGGCAGCAGCAGCGAUCCUGCUCACAGCUCAAGGUAACACUGCUCAGAAAGUGCGCGUGGAGGAGGAGCUGGAGGCGUAUCCCACAGCGUCAGUUGAUCUCCGCUGCGAGUUCAUCGAUGGAGGAGGCCGGACUAAACUCACGCAGGUGUCUUGGAUAUGGGAACCCAUUGAUGGUCAGAGGGACAACAUUGCUGUUUUCCAUCCAACCUAUGGACAGAGUUUCCCCAACCCGGCCUUCAGGGACCGAGUUAUCUUCCUCCACCGCACCCUGGAGAACCCGUCCAUUAGGAUUUCUAACCUAAAGAUGUCCGAUGCCGGCCGCUAUACUUGCGAGUAUGCCACCUACCCUUCUGGAAACGAACAAGGGACCACCACCCUCACCAUGCUUGCCAAACCCAAGAACUCGGCCAAAGUGGUAACCGUCCAGGCUGGCACCAAGUCAGUGGUGGUGGCCCAGUGUGAGGCGGCGGACGGCAAACCGGCAGCUACCAUCAAGUGGCUGGCAUCCGUCGGCGGAAACCAUUCGACCAGCACCACAAACGGGCCGGACGGCACGGUGACGGUACGCAGUGAGUAUCGGCUGGUUCCAACGCCGGCGGACGACGGCAGGGAGGUGACGUGCGUCGUCGACCAGAGGACACAGGAACGGUCAUGGGUUCACCCUGUCAAGCUCUCUGUGGAGUACCCCCCAUCUGUGUCCAUAGAGGGAUACGACAACAACUGGUAUGUUGGCCGCUCGGACGUCGUGCUCGUCUGCACUGCCAACGCCAACCCUGAGCCCACCACCGUCACCUGGACCGCGGUGUCCGGUCCUUUGCCAGACACAGUGGUGGUGGAUGGCAACAAGCUGACAGUGAGGAAGGUGGACGACGCCGUCAACACCACCUUCAUCUGCGAGGUCAAGAAUAAGCAUGGGGCCAGCAAGCACCAGAUCACCACCGUCGUCAUCGAAGCCUUGGAGGACCCGUCCAGUGCCGGCGUUGUGGCGGGCGCCGUCAUCGGCUCCCUCCUGGCCCUGCUAUUGGUUAUUGCGCUCAUUGCCGUUCUCCUGACCCGCAGCCGCCGGCAACAGAGGCGUGGUUACCCUAGCAGCGGGGACUCCAUAGCAACGGGCAGCGGUGGCAGCAAUGGCACAGACUAUGGUAAUAAAGCUCGCCUGCUCUUCAGUGGCUCUGGCAACAACAGCAAGAAUGGGACCGGUGCAAACAACAACGGGCCCAUGUACACGUAUCGGGAAGGAUGUGACGCCACAGGGACUCUAACGGAAAAGGCCAACGACUUCCACCAUCAUCACCUCCACCAUCCUUCAGCUGUCAACGCCCCCUCCGCACACGAUAUCCUCCUUAGCGGCGAGAUUGACGAGGGCGAGAGGCGGAAGUUCGACCUGGACGACAGCAUGGAGGACGAGGAAGAGCGGUACGAUAGGUUCGGAGGCAUCGGGGAAGGCGGGGACGUGCUACCCCCAACGUAUCACGUCCGCAGAGGCCACGGCGAAGAGGGAGAGAUGGACGUGUACCUCGACGAUGAUAUGGAGUCUCAGAGAGAUGGAUCGGUUAUUUCCCGGACUGCCAUUUAUGUCUAAGUAGGGAGGUCCGGAAAAAGAAAAGGCGAGGGCUGAAAAUAGGGAAAGGAGGUGCAGUGGUGGAAGAGGGGAGUCCGAGCCUUCCUCUUUUUGCCACCAAGUAAAUCAACAUCGCGUCCAUCAGCUAAACACCU